Messenger RNA from Meira miltonrushii, 6860 nucleotides. RefSeq lists its product as uncharacterized. Bases 119 to 6700 code for a protein of 2193 amino acids. Gene Ontology annotation, cellular component: mitochondrion. Gene Ontology annotation, molecular function: oxidoreductase activity. The record is from RefSeq and is a predicted model, not a curated record. The transcript has a single exon. NCBI's taxonomy places the organism in Eukaryota, Fungi, Basidiomycota, Exobasidiomycetes, Exobasidiales, Brachybasidiaceae.
AAAUCAACAACACGCACAACAUGCAGUAAUAACGACGCACUCAUUUACAACUUUAUCCAAAUUUACAACGUUUUCACAUAGUAUUUACCACCGCUCUUUUUGAGCAAUCGCAUUCAUCAUGCCACGACAUACAUUCUUAGACAGUAUCCUUAACAGGCCUUCACAGAAUUAUGCUCCGCCUGCAGAUGUAAAUGGAAAUGCAGGUAAAUCUGUCCGAGGACAAAAAUGGCAAGCACCUUCCGACCUUCCCAACGCUCCAGGUUCUUCUGCGCAAACGUCAAUGCUAGGCGGAUCGUUGUUCAAACGAAGCAGUAAAGCCAACCUGAGUCAAUAUGGAGGAUCAGAAGCAGGUGCAUCAACCUCUACCCUAGGCUUCAAAUCUCGCUUUGGCAGAAAGAAAAACAGACAAUCCGUCGUAGGAGAUUCGAGUGUGUUUAGCAAUGGAACAGCUCCAGCAGGUUAUUAUCCUUCUAUCAAUGGAGGUCUCAAUUACGCUGCUGCCCCUCCUUCAGUUGCUGAUAGUCAAGCAACUGCCACAAAGAAGAAACGAUGGUGGGAAGCAGGUAGCUUGGGAAUAGGAAGAAGGAGUAGAGCAGGUAGUAUCGCUGGUGAGAGUAUAUUCUCGGAGCCUGAACCGGCACCAGGUCAAGUUCCUUGGAAUUCACAUGGUCUGGCUGGUGUAGGAUCAGGAGCAAAGCCCAGACGGGUGACUCAGAGUGAUUAUGGAACAUCUCCAAGAGCAUAUGGCGGAUCCGCACCUCCACCAAUGCCAGCAAAUGCUGCUUUGAAUGCUGCAAGACAAGGAAGUCCUGCUCGCCAAGGAAGGCUGCAAUCGGAUGUAGCUCCUUUGGGAGUGAGUAAGCUCAAUCCAACAUUGCAGCCGAAGUCGUCCAAGUCCAAGCUCACUAAUGCAGCUUCUAGUCAAGAUCUAAAGAGAGAGCCAAGCUCUACUAGCAUUCGAUCUCGUGCAACGUCUCCUCCUCCUCAAUCCCGAGUCAUGUCACCCACUCCUCAGUCCCGAAUCAGCUCACCGCCUCCUCAAUCUCGGAUGAUGUCACCACCGCCUCAAAUCUCUCGAAUGCCAGGUGCUUUGGCAAGCAGUCCACACGUACGAAGGCUUUCACAGGAUGGAAACAAUAAACAAUCCGAAGGAGCGGAUUGGAAAGAUUUCAUGAAGAGUAUGUCAGGAACAGAAAUAUCAAAAGCAUGGGAAGGUGUACGAGAUGCGCCAAGCAUGACAGAAACAGCGGCCAAAGGGACCGGAAAUGCGAACUUGGAAAGAAGAAAGAGUCAUUAUGAACGUUUGAAGAAAGAAUUACAAGAGGAUGCUCAAUUUGAACAAAACUUGCGCGAUCCAGGAUUGAAAAAUCAAGAUUUGAUUGCACGCGCUGCUAGUCAAGUCGUUGGAAGUCCUCCUCCUGGUCAAGAAGGCGCUGAUUAUGUUACUUCAUGGCAACCUGGAACAAUUGUUGGGGCUGCACCACAAUCUGCAGAUACAUCCGCAUCCCAAAGUCCACAAUUGACACAAAAUGGAUACCCUCAGAUCGACUCGCGUAUGCAUGAUGCUCAACAAGGAGAUCCAGCGUCGAAUGCUAGCCACAGGGAGCAGCGGGAAGCUGUGCAACAGAAGGAGGACCCGGCAGCUUCUUCCGAUGAAAGCGAAGAAGAGGAUGAAUCGGAGGAAUCAUCAUCGGAUGAAGAAGAAAUACGCAGGCAAAGAAUGCUGGAAGUUGUUCGUGAAGAAGAUGAGGAUGGAAGUAGUGUCGGAUCGCCCUCUUCAAGACGAUCAAGCAAAGUUUAUAUUGCUCCUACUCCCGUUGUAGCUGCUGCACCUAGCUCGGCAACACGUGAAGCGCCAAAGUAUCGGGCAUUCGAAUCAGCUUUGAACAAAGCACGUUAUAGCACCUCUAGUCCUCCGGUGCCGGUAUUGAUUGGCAGUACAUCUACGUCUCGUAAUCAUUCGUUAAAGUCUACAUCUGUUGCCGAAUCAAGGCAAUCAGAUGAUGCACAACAGUCGAUUCUGUCGGAGGACGCUCCCGUUAUCCCGAGCGUACAGGUUAGCGAACCAAAGAGUGAACAUACUCCUUCGCCGAUGCACAAAGACCGGAAAGAUUUAGAGAAGCUAGAUACCACUGGAACUUCAGCUAUGGUGAAUUCUUCCGAUCACAGUAGUAGCAGCACAGACAGUGAAGCCUUCGUGGAUGCCCUUUCCCCUGGAGCUGAUGAAGCGAACAAGCAAAUUCUUCCGCCAUCAAAUCAAGACAAACCAACACCUCCAACACCCACUGCAUCGAUCUAUGAAGAAAAGAUUCCGGCAAAGCCUCUAGAAGACACUGAAAAAACCGAAGAGCUCAAUGAAAGCGAUGAUGCAAAGUCAGUUGGCAGUCAACAAACUGGACGUGCUACAGUCACUUUCGAUCAAAAGACGAAAAAGGUCGAUGGUGAUGAUGCUAAAUCUAUGCGAUCUUCUCGUCCAGGUACGUUGCAAAGACGUUUGAGCGAUUUGAGCUUGGGUACUUCCUUUGGUGCAAGCAAUAUCAUGCGAAUUGGCGCACAAUCACGUUCUUCUUCUUCAAGACGAGUCAAGAUGUCUGAUGAUGAUGAAGAUUCAAACGGGUCAAAAUCAGAUGAUGAAGCUGAUGAAGAAUUACGUGCAAGAAUAAAGGCUGAACAAGAACGAUUACGAAAUAUGAAAGUAGGCGAAGAUUUCUUUGGAGAAUCACUUUCUGGUAUUUUGGAAAAAUUCGAUUCUGCCGAUUGGGAUGCCAAUCUUGCUCCGACUGUUGGUCAGCUUGGACUUGAUAUUGGCACUCAUCCGGAUACUAAACGCAAUUCGAUCACUGCUCAAGACGUACUCUCAAUCAACGCUCAAGAACGAAUCAAUGAAGUUCGAAGGUUACGUGCUGAAGGUGAUUCGCCAAGCAAAGGUGUGCCAGAUUCUAGUGAUGCUCGUACUGUUGAGAGUGGUAUAGCACCAAGCUUCGCCGCUCUUUGGUUGUUAAACCAAGCUGGGGACAAUCAUAGUGUUCGAUCAAAGAAAGAUAAGAAGGUAAAUGAAGUCUCUUCUCCCGCAACGAUCACAAAAGAAAUUAAAGCAGCGCCUACGCAUAAUAGACAACUUUCUUCUGCUUCAACGGAAGAUGGCACCCCAGUUUCAGCUCAUGGCGAAUCUAAAUUACGAUCUCUGUUCAGUGGAGUAAGCCUCGCAGGCUCCAGCAGUACAACAAACGUGAAUGGUCAACUAGAGAAGAAGGGUAGCGUUUUAGAUCGACCCAGGCAGCGUGGUCCUAAGCCACGAGAGAUGGGUGGUGUAUCUAUCGCUCGAGGCAAGCUCUUACCUGAUGCAAAAGAAAAGAUUGAAGAAGUAGAAGAUGUGCGUUCUACUCUUGACCAUAUUUGGACACCACCUGGUGCAAAAGCUGUUGUGAAGAAGGGUAAAGAACCACAAGCGAGCAGUUCAGCAAAGGGUUCAUCCUCGGAGAUUUCUUUAUCUCCACCUUCUUCACCACCAAUGAAGGCUGAACCGGCCGCAAAGGUCACAGCAAGUAAGGAUAAACCAGCACCAGCCAAAUCUGCCAUCAAGGGAAGCAAAGCUGAGCCAAAAUCUUUGGCUGAUACCUUAUUCUCAUUCCAAAAGGAUAAGACAAAGAAAGCAAAGAAUGUCAAACAAACCGUCAAAGAGUCAAAUGAUGUCGAGAAGGUGAAGAUUGCAAAGCAAGAACCUGUAGAGAGCAAGGUUGAAGAGCCCGUGGUGCGGAAAUCAGUUGAUACAGCUUCCAAUGCAUCAGACAUCUCAGAGCGGGCCAACAUGCAAUCUCCUGAAUUGCAAAGGCCGUCAAAUCCAGCCCCAGAAAGUGAUGAGAGCACGGAUGAUGAGCAAUCUGUGCAGGCCAAUGGCAAUGCCCAAAUUGCUAAUGAGGUUCAUGAUGCACCCAAUGCUAGAAGUCCACCACUUGGAUCAGAAUUGUGGUCAGGCGAGAGCGCUGCAAGUACUGGACCUGCUACUCCAGGCGCUUCUGAUUUCUUGGAAAAGAAUAUUGGUAUUAUGCAACCCAGAACUGAAGCAUAUGGCGAGCCGACUCUCGCAACCUCACCACAGGACAAAAAGCUUCCUUUGCCACCAGUGCCAUCUUUUGAUACACACGAUGCGAAUGGAAUUCAUCCAGAUAACGAUUUGACUCCAGCCGCUAUUACACAUGGAGAGCCUGCAUAUGAUGAUAACAACAAGACUCCUCGGAAUGAGAAGCAACAACCAUCGUUUGGAGUAGAUUUGAUCCCACCAACGCCACCAGCGGUUGAGAGUAAUCAUCAUAUCAAAUCAUCAAUGGUCCGUACGCCUCCAACGUUGGCAGAAGAGACGGAUGAUCCAAUUAAUACAAUGGAUGCAUCUGUUGGCCUGCAAAGAUCUUUAAGUUCGCGAUCCAAAGGUAGCAUUGGUAAAAAGUCAUCUAGCAAGAGAAAUAGUGCCAAUUCGACGACAUUUACUGAAUAUCAAGGUAGAGGUUUAAGCUUGCCACCUGGCUUGGUUGCGACAACAGUUGCCACAUCCGCCCAACGCCGUCACCCGUCAAUUUCUGAAAAAGUCCAAGAGGACACGCCAGACUCGACUGUGAAAGGACGAAAGAGUAAAAGCAAAAAAGCAGCCGGAAAAGCAAAAGCUAAUGAAGCUGAAGCGGAACCAAUGCCAGCUUUGUCAAAUGUUUACAUGGAUCAUACCAAUCAUGCUGUCCCGCCUCGAUCUGCAUCGAUGCAGCCGUCGCUUUCAGAAGGCUUGGCAUCAUUGGCUUUGCCUGCCACCAAUCACAGCGAUGCAGGCUCAUCGUCUCGAGGCUCUGAUUCUUUACCGGCAAAUUCGCGAUCUGUCUCUCCUUCUCCAUCUCCGGCAGUGAGUGUGUCAGGACGAUCUGGACGUUCGUCGGCCGUUUCAUCAUCGGCCUUAUCUUCUUCUGCUGCUUCUGAGGCUUCCUCAUCUCGCGGAGCUGCCAAGCAUGUACCUCCUCCGGUGCCAAGGAAGAUCAGAACAGUCAGCGCUUCGCAAAAUGGUCAUGCUCGUACGUCAUUGAUGUCUGCUAUCAGUGAAUGGGAGAAUAGUCCGAUCGAUCAAGACAGAACAAGCCCUGCACUCCCAUCUGCGCCUGGUUCUGGAUAUGCAUCUCCUGUCAGUCACAUGCCGGUCGGAGCUUCUUCAUCGGGAUAUGCAUCGCCUAUUUAUCAAGCACAAUCUUAUGCCACUAGAAGUCAAAGCAGUGUUCAUUCUGGUCCUUUGCCUUCGGUGAUCAGAAAUGCUCCAAUCGGCGCAGCAACUGAUACAUUCUUACACCCAAACCCAGGUGCUUCACGAAGACUGGGCGUCCCCGUGAGUGAAAGCUUGGAUGGCACCAAUAAUUGGGGCGGAAGUGGUUAUAUGGGCGAAGAAUCUCAAGUUUCGUUAGGAAUGCAAUCACAACAUAGCACUGCAAGCUUACCGGCAGUUCCGCAGAGCUCUUAUAGAGCCCGCGAUCCAGUCAAAUCUUCCAAUGCGAUCGAUGAUCGUUUGUACGCCAAGACAACGAUGAACACUAUUUCUAUUACCAGUGGUGCCUUCCGUAAUUCGAAGAGCUUACGUAGAAAACGAUCUUCUGUGGACGUGACUGCUACGGCCGAUCAUCAAUCACGUCGCGGUUCAAUUGACUCUACUAGACAAGAAGGCACGCUCGUUGAAGAAUUGCAAAAGACUACAAUGUCACUCACUUCACAUACACCUCCUCCCAGAAAGCUUGGAUCAACGCAAUUGCUCGUCCAGAUGAUCGCAUGUUCGAUUGACGAAAUGGACAGAUUGCUUUUACGUGAAAAGGUCCGAAGUGAAAAUGCGUUUGGAUUCAUUCCUGGACGCAGCUUUUGUGGCCGAGUGAUGGAAACAGGAUGGGAAGUAAAGAGGAUGCGAAUGGGCGAUAUCGUUUUCGGAUUACAAAGUAGUCGUAAAUGCGGAGCACUUGCCGAAUUUAUGACGAUCGAAGAAGAUCUUACGGCAAAAGCACCGGAAGAUUGUUUAACGAUGGAACAAAUUGCCGCUUUACCUUCUGUUGGAGUGAUGGCACAUCAAUUGAUGACGAAUCAUUGUUCGCAAUUAAAACGUGGUUCGCGCGUUUUGAUCUUGAAUGCACAUGAUGGAGUUGGUUUAUUGACUAUGCAAGAAUGUGCAACGCUUGGAUUGAUCAUCGUUGCUCAUUGUCCUAAUCAAGUGACUGAUGGAGUUGCCAUCUGUGAAGCAAAUGGAGCGCAUGAAGUGAUUAUCGGUGAGCCACUUUGGGCUCUGAACACUUUGCACGAAUCAAGCUUCGAUUUGGUUGUGGAUACCGUUGGCGGUAGACGUGUUUACGAUGCUGCUCGUAGAAUUUUGGCUUAUGAAGGGCAAUUCUGCACAUGCUUUGGAGAUUUGCAAUCAAUCGUCGGCAAUCCAAACUUGAAGUCACAUUUACGUUCACUCAGACGAUCGUUCUUCAAGAAGGAUACCAAACAUAUCGGAUACGAAUGGGUUGGAACGGAUACUUCAGAAGAUUGCCGGGAGGCACUGGAAGCGGUACGAAAAGCAGCCGAAGAAGGUCUUGUUUGUCCAAGAUUGAAGAGUGUUUUGGCUUUUGGAGAAGCCCCACGUGCAUUUGAGAAUACGUUGAAAGGUAUUGAAGAAGAACCUGGAGCAGUUGUUGUUCGUAUUUCAUAGUUUUGCUCCCUUUAUGGACGCUGCCUUUCACCUUUUAUUUUAUUGGAUUUAACAUUUGCUCAAAAAAUUCGCAUCUUUAUUGCGAUUCUAUCAUUUUUACGUACAACUUUUCAUAAUUAUUCAUUCAUUCAAGGGGAAUUUCACUUAAUGUCAUCUUAUU